This is a messenger RNA of Carassius gibelio (silver crucian carp), 3931 nucleotides long. Its product is annotated as coagulation factor XIII A chain-like. The record is from RefSeq and is a predicted model, not a curated record. Bases 54 to 2198 code for a protein of 714 amino acids. NCBI's taxonomy places the organism in Eukaryota, Metazoa, Chordata, Actinopteri, Cypriniformes, Cyprinidae. Gene Ontology annotation, biological process: peptide cross-linking; blood coagulation, fibrin clot formation. The transcript is spliced from 15 exons. Gene Ontology annotation, molecular function: protein-glutamine gamma-glutamyltransferase activity.
GACCAUCUCCACUUCUACAGAGAAAGCAAACGAAAAGACAUCUUGUGUACAUCAUGUCAAGUGAUCUCGGCCGUGUCAAUUUUUCCAAAUCUAACUCAGAGGUGUUUAACCCACCUGUCUUUGAGGCUUUUGAAGGCGCAGGACCCAGAGCACCAACAACACGAUCUAUCUCAGUGCUGGGUGUUGAUAUGCUUGUGACAGACAACAAUAAAAAGCACAACACCAGCAGGUAUGAGAACACAAACCUCAUUGUGCGCAGGAAUAAAGAAUUCUUUAUCAUCAUCAGCUUUGACCAACCCUUCAAUGACCAGCAGGACAAUGUGCAGCUGGAGUUCAUGAUUGGCAGUUCACCGAAUGAAAACAGGGGCACCUACAUCAUUGUGUUCAUCGGAAAAGGGAGACGUAAUGGGCGCUGGAAGGGUCGCGUGAUUGCCAUGCAAGGCAAUGAUGUGACAGUGGGCAUAACACCUGACGCUGGCUGCAUCAUUGGCCGCUUCAGCACUUUUGUAACAGUAAUCACUAAUGUUGGAAAACAGCGCACUCCAAAGAACCCUGACACUGAUUUCUAUGUGCUGUUCAAUCCUUGGGACCCCGCGGAUGUGGUGUAUAUACCCAGAGAUUCCGACAGACAGGAGUAUGUCAUGAAUGAUGUGGGCGUCAUCUACAAUGGAGAAUUCAACAAUCAAUACCGCCGUUCAUGGAACUACGGCCAGUUUGAAGAGGGAAUUCUGGAUGCCUGUCUUUUCAUUCUGGAUUCUGGGAAAGUACCACUGCUGUACCGUGGAAACGCCAUUGAAUUAGUUCGGCAGGGAUCAGCUCUGAUGAACUCCCAAGAUGACGAUGGUGUCCUGGUUGGCAACUGGAGUGAUGAUUACUCCAUUGGCACAGCACCCACUGCCUGGACAGGAAGUCCUGAAAUCCUGCUCAAAUAUGCCAAAGGUGGUUUGCCUGUGUGCUUUGCACAGUGCUGGGUGUAUGCCGGUGUGCUGAACACCUUUUUACGUUGUCUUGGGAUGCCCUCACGAGUCAUCACCAAUUUCUCUUCUGCUCACGACAACUCGGGCAACCUGAAGACUGACAUUACACUGAACGAAGAUGGGACAAUAAACAGAAGUCUAACGAGAGAUUCAGUCUGGAACUACCACUGCUGGAAUGAGGUGUACAUGAGGAGGCCUGAUCUGCCUGAAAAAUACUCUGGCUGGCAGGUGGUUGACAGCACACCUCAAGAGACCAGUGAUGGUCUUUAUCGAUGCGGCCCAACGUCUGUCAUUGCCAUUAAAGAGGGAGAGCUCAGCUAUCCAUUUGAUGCAAGGUUUGUCUUUGCAGAGGUGAACAGUGAUGUGGUUUACUAUCAAUCUGAUAAGUACGGAAACACAAAGAUCAUCUCUGUGGACACCACGAAUGUUGGAAAGCUCAUCGUCACUAAAAGGGUGAACAGUAAUAACUAUGAGGACAUCACUUCUACCUACAAAUUCCCAGAAGGCAGUGACAUGGAUAAGAAGGCCAUGCAGAUGGCAGAGCGUCGUGGCGUUCCUGCCAGGGAUUACACAAAACCCCCUGAAACAGGUGUGGAAAUCGAGCUCCAGGCCGACACCAUCAGCAUAGGUGAAAACUUCAAGCUGACACUCAACAUUAAGAACCAGACCGGCCAAAACUGCACCCUUGAUGUCACCAUCACUGGCUGUGUGGUGUACUACACCGGUGUUACCAGCUCAAUCUUUAAGCUUGAAAGCAAAACAGCAUCUGUGGAUCCCUGGAAAGCCACGAAAGUGAUGUUCGAUGUCACAGCUUCAGAAUACAUGCCUUACCGGGUGGAUCAGUCCAACCUGUUCUUUGUUGCAUAUGGACGCAUUCAGGAAACUGGCAGGGCCCUUACGACAACCAGAGUUGUCGCCCUCCGUCCUCCUGAACUCACAAUUACGGUGACUGGAACACCCCGCGUCGGCAAGGAUUUCGUGGUCACAGUGUCGUUCCGAAAUACCUUUAACUCCGUCCUGAAAAACGUACAGCUGCGCCUAGAAAGCCCUGGACUGAUUUCGACCAGAAAGAAAACAUACGAUCAGAUCGCACCUGGUGGCACUGUGCAAUAUACAAACACGAUCACCCCUUGGUCUUCUGGGAAAAAGGUGCUGAUAGCUUGUCUGGACUGCGCUACAGUGAGGCAGGUCACCAGUCAGCUGGAAAUCAUUGUCCAGUAACAGAUAAAAGAUUGCCACGAGGGAACCAGAGAGAAAAAGUGUUCCCAAUAUCAUUUUGUUGAAUUGCUUGGCUUUCUUCACAAAUAUAAUCGAAAUAAUAACAAGCUAAUAUUAUUAUUUUUUUCUUUACACCUACGCCUUCCAAAACUGAAUUGUUAAAGGGGGGGUGAAAUGCUCGUUUUCACUCAAUAUCCUGUUAAUCUUGAGUACAUAUAGAGUAGUACUGCAUCCUUCAUAAAUCCAAAAAGUCUUUAGUUUUAUUAUAUUCAUAAGAGAAAGAUAGUCUGUACCGAUUUUUCCCGGAAAAACACGAGCCGCUGGAGGCUUGACGUGUGGGCGGAGCUAAAGAAUCACGAGCGCGAAUAGGCUUUUGCGUUGAGAGCGUUUGGAAGCUGUGACAUUACCGUGAGGGAAAACCCAUCAUCCAAAACAAACCAUGGCUUACAGUCAGAUUCAGCCGUUUAUUUAUGAUCCAGAAUCAGAUCCAGAGGCUGAAACUGAACGAAAGCAGCAGCAGCAACGACUCGCUCUGAGCGGGGUUUGAACCCGGGUCUCUGGCAUGGGAGGGGACGCACUAACAAGGAGGCAGAGAUAUUUGAAGCAGUUUUACUCACCGCCUACGGUUCCAACACACGAUGGUGACCCUUUUUCCUUGGGAUUGCAUCAUCCUUAAGAAAUAAACGAUGCAAAUCCGUCGUCAAACUGGGCCUUGAGAACAAGCAUCUUCGAAAUGCAGGGAACAAACAAAAACACUUGCACAUCUCCGUUGAUGCUCUGUAAAAAUAAACUCCAUCCACUGGUCCCCUAAUGCUGUUUUUUUUGGUAAUCUGUGCAGGGUUGUCUUGCCCUGGCAACCAAAAACACACUUCUUUUGUGACUUUUCGCGACUUUUCGCUCUCGCUCUGAUCAGUGAAUCGCUCUGAUCAGUGAAAUGUCUGUGCUGCUCAGCCUCGCUAUACGGGAGCGCGCGCUCUUCCGGCAGAAGUGCCUUAGGACCCAUAUAAGGAAAUUCCGCUCCAUCUAACGUCACACAGAGCCAUACUCGAAAAAAACUUUCCGAAACUUGUGACAAACCGGAAGGAGUAUUUUUGGAACCGAAAUACUCCUUCAAACGUACAACUUAAUUUUUGAAACUUUGUCCAUGUUUAGCAUGGGAAUCCAACUCUUUAACAGUGUAAAAAACUCAGUAUGCAUGAAAUAGCAUCCCCCCCCCCCCUUAAUAAUAUAGUGUUUCAAGCAUUUUAAGCAGAAGGUUUUAAUCUGUGAACUCAAUUGACUGUUUAAAAUACACACAAUCAAAGAUUAAGUACCCAUACAGAAUGCACAGUCACCCUGGGAGUCUGAUAUAUUCUGAUUAGAAAAGUGUGGAUGUAAGAAAUCGUGCAGUUAUCAGAAUAAGUUGCAAAUUGGGAAUGGAAGGAAGAGUGGAAAAAGCAGGAGAACCUCAUAAUAUUUGGAAUUUUGGCAGUUAUGACAAACGUAAAGCUUUGAAAUAACAAAGGUGUAUUCAAAUUUAAGAAGAAAAUGUAAAAGAUUUUCUGAUAUUACACAUACAUCUAAAUUACCUGACAGUUGUUUUGGUUGUGUGUACAAUUAACAUGUAUUAAACUUAUUAAUUAGACUGUAUAAAUUGGACUGUAUUAAUCAGAAUAUGUUACAUAUUUUCUCUGCUAAAAUGCCACUGACUGUGUUUGACUAAUAUAAACUAACAAUAAACCUUCAGCAUGAAAGCA